Melospiza melodia melodia is the source of this 1257-nucleotide messenger RNA. RefSeq names its product ribonuclease P/MRP subunit p38 (gene RPP38). NCBI's taxonomy places the organism in Eukaryota, Metazoa, Chordata, Aves, Passeriformes, Passerellidae. Gene Ontology annotation, cellular component: fibrillar center; ribonuclease MRP complex; nucleolar ribonuclease P complex. Gene Ontology annotation, molecular function: ribonuclease P RNA binding; ribonuclease P activity. The record is from RefSeq and is a predicted model, not a curated record. Gene Ontology annotation, biological process: tRNA 5'-leader removal.
AUGCGGCCUUGAGCGCAGCGCGGGCACCGCCCGCCCGCCGAGAGCCGCCACAGCGGGAGCCGCCACAGCACCGCCAGCUCCUCCUGCUCGGCGCGCUCCGGACACCGCCCCGCCGCGGAGAGACUCCCCCGCCACGGCCGGGGGCGGAGCGGGACGGGGCGGAGCGGGGCCAGGUCGCGUCCCGCGGCGUGUUCCUGGAGCGCGGGAAGGCCGAGGGUGACAAAACACAGGAUCAACCACCUCAGGAUGUCUGUAAUUCAGCCAGGCACGGCAACACUUCGGAAAGCAAAGAAAACCACUGUAAAAACGUGUUUAGAUAACCCCUUUGUUUUCCAAUGGAAAACCAUCGAUGGAGAAGAUAUGCAUUUUAUACUAGAGACCUUAGAAGAAAGGAUUAAACAUAUUGGACUUAAAAAGAUUGAGAGUCCAAGAAAGAAAAAACGUUCCCUCACAAAAAGACAAACGGAAAGAAAGUGUGAUGCCGGCACCAAUGAUUUCCCUAAAGAGGAAGCAGAAAGCCACCCACAGAAAUCAGGAUGGACUGACAUAAGUAUCAGAAGACAGCUUGCUAUUGGAGUUAACGAAGUUACAAAAGCAUUGGAAAAAAACGAACUUCUCCUCUUGCUGGUGUGCAAGUCUGCCAAGCCCGCGAUGCUCACGUCGCACCUGGUGGAGCUGAGCGCCAGCCGCGCCACGCCGGCGGGGCAGGUGCCGCGCCUCAGCGAGACCCUCGCGCCCCUCCUGGGCCUGACCUCCAUCCUGGCGCUCGGCUUCAGAAAGCACUCGGACACGUUCACCGAGGCUGUAGCAGCCAUAAUCCCGAAGAUACCGGCCUUGGAAGUGCCGUGGUUUCAGUACAGAACUGAAGAAUCCGUGGCUUAUGCAGACACAGAUUCCUCAGGAAGCCUGGAACCCGAAGAGCUUGCAGAGGUGCUGGGGGAUAAGCUCACAAGUCAGAAGCGGAAGCAUACGGAAAGCAGUCAGCCUGAUCUUUCACAUGUAAUUUUGCAGCCUUUGAAAAUCAAGAAACUUGUCCCAAAUCCCAAUAAGAUAAAGAAACCACCUCGCAAAAAGAAAAAGGCUUUUUCAGCAUAACUGAGUUUGGUUCUUUCUAUUCAACAGAUUUUUAAAUGCAGGAUGGAGUACAGUUCUAACAGUUCUUUUAGGCUUUACAGUGUAAAGGUCUUGAAUACAGGGUGAACUUCAUGUUGCAUUUGGCUGAGGUACUUUCUGCUUUAAUAAAAAAUAUUGUUCAGA